AUGGCGCGUUCGCUCGUCGUCGCUAUUCUUCUCGCGCUUGCCGCGAUGAAUGCGCAAGCCGACAUUCACAAUUUGCCAACCAAGUGGGUCAAUGCUGCCAGCUCGACUGCUCCGCAGCUGUCCACCAAGAAUGUCGUCCUGUCGCCUGCGCUGGGCUGGUUGACUUGCUCUGGGGCGACUGGAGGCUACUACAACUCCGGUUCCGGUUACUCUAGUCAGGAGUCGCUUCAGCAAGACAUUUACACGAACGAAAUCACCAUUCGCUACCUUCAAGAGUACCUUGCCAAUGCAGGCGCCAGCGUCUAUUCUACUCGAGAACGCUGGUUUGACACUCCCACAGAAGUCAUCAUCAAUGAUUUUGACAACACAGCUGCCAAAAAAGUAACUUACACUGCUAACAGUGGUGCUUCGUGGUUCUACGCAUCAAUCGUUGCAGGAUAUGGUUCCGAUCAACACUGGGUUGCGGGAUCUACAACGGAAACUGCCACCGCCACAUUUACCGCUACAAUUUCCACGUCUGGCUACUACCCCGUCUACAUGACUUGGCCGAGCCUACUCAAUCGAGGCACCCCAGACAUUCGCAUUACGCAUUCCGGAGGCAUCCAGACAAUAGCUGUCCCGAUGUAUCAAUUUGACUCCAUCUUUGUGUAUCUUGGCCGCUACUACUUUACUGCCGCAGCCGGAAUCAAGAUCGAGGUCACCAACAAAAUGCCCGUAACUUUGGUCAAAUUUGCGAUGGCCGAUGCAGUACGCGUCGGAUGCGGAGCGUCAGCCGGUAUUCCGCGCUGGAAACUGUCAGCCCAGGACUUUUUGAGCUUUAUGAGUCAAGGCCAGUUUACUGCGUUGGGUCUUCAACUACUCGCCGACAUCGCGCCCAUCCUUGAUACCGACUACCAGGCCAGAGCCAAGUUCUCCAACUACAUGUUCAACCAAAAACUGGAUGUAGAUUUGUUGAACAGGCAAAAUGGUGCCGACUGGCUGUACGCAGGUAUCGGGGCAAGUGGCGGUGCAGGAUCAGGUGUAGCAACCGUCACGUCCAACACGAAUCUCGGUCUGACUUCAGCACUCUACGCGGCGUGCGGCACCGCGGCAACUAGCGUCCGCUUGAAUGUUCAGCAAGCGACAGGGCAAAACAAUCAAGGAAAUACUCCCGCAGCAAAAGCGGAACUAACCCUAAACACCAACAUGCCAUCGUUCAUGACAUACAUUGUUGACGUGCUCAAUGCCACUGAAAUGGCGCUUAUGGCGAAAGAAUCCUACCGCGAAACGCUGGGUCGUGCCAUCUACAAGGGCAUCCACAAGUACUUUGUUCCGUCGUCUCCUACCAUCAUCCCGUUGCCGGUCACCAACCUUUACACCAUCUCAAGAACCGACGGCGUUGCCCUCUGCUGGGUUCAGCCGACUGAUCCGCUGGAAUCAAGUGCAACUGCAGCGUCGUACAAGCUGUACACCUCUACCGACGGUCGCGGCUGGGAUGAAGGUGUCAUUUUUGCGUCCAGCACCUCGGGUAAUAGCGUCCGUAUUGAGUCACUCAGCUACGGUAACAGCGUGUGUGGUGUCACGACCGCUGUCACGGUCGACACGCAAUACUACUUCAAAGUUGCUGGAGUCAAUGCCGGCGGCGAGGCUCUCACCAAGCUUACAGUUGCCGGGUACCGCAACUCUGGAGCCGGUCCUCGCAUUCUCGUGGUUGAUGCUUUUGACGCCGAUUUUGUGCACACGAGCGACAAUAUCGAGGGCCGCUACACACGCGAGUACGUGUUCGAGUAUGUCUCCGCGCUCCAAGCUGCAGGCUAUCGCUGCGACUCGGCCACCAAGAGCACUCUGCUCGACGCGACAUGGGUGAACGCCUACUUGGUCAACUACCAGAUUGUCAUCUGGUUUGCAGGAGAGAACACUGGCAUCAACGUGUUCCCUGCAGCGCAUCAAGCUGUCAUCAACACUUGGAUUGCGGCUGCGACCAUCAUCAAUCCGCGGUCUUUGGUUGUGACCGGUUCGCACGUCGCUUCUGGUCUUGCGGCUGCUGGUGGAGCAAGUGCGACCUUCCUUGCCAACAACCUGGGUGCUGGUUACGCUGGCGCUACUGCCAGCGCGCCAUUCAUUGCCCGUCAAGCGGUCGACCCAGGCUUCACGAUGAGCGGCACUGUGGCGUUCAACUCGCUCAUCGCGCUUGGCAACCCUUACAUCGUUCAAACCCCUGACAUCCUGACUGUCACUGGAGGCGGCACUGCUGCACUGUACCAUGGCGCUUCUGGCACCAACAUCGCUGCUGUGAGCACCGUGAGCGGCAGCUACUCGUCGUUUUUGCUCGCCAUGCCAUUCGAGACGAUCCUGUCGAGCACCGAGCGCACGACGCUGAUGACGUCGAUUGUGAUAAGUGUGAAUCAACGACGUGCCAGCUCCGCCAUUGCAGCGGCGAGUGCGAGCGCUGCGACCGCGGCGUCGACAUCUCAAGCAUCAGUGGCAACGCUGCUGGCAGCCACGGCUUCAGCGAUGUCGUCGUCUGUGGCCUCGGUUGCUUCGAAGGCAUCGGUUGCCAGUGUUGCCUCGACGUCAAUUGCGUACGUGACGAGUGCCGCUUCUGCGGCAUCUGCGGCAUCUGCAGCUACUGCUGCUUCUCUUGCUUCUGUGGCAUCCGCGGCAUCAGUGGCAUCACGUCCGUUGCAUUCGUCACCAGCGCGGCCUCUGCUGCUUCAGUUGCAUCUGCAGCCUCCGUCGCAUCCACGUCCGCCCGCAUCCGUCGUCUCUGCCGCAUCCGCUGCAACAACCUCGAAGGCAUCUGCCGCUUCUGUUGUUUCGGUUGCAUCGGCUGCUUCUGUCGCAUCUGCCGCCUCUGACGCAUCUGUGGCUUCUGUUGCGUCCGCUGCAACUACUUCGAAGGCAUCGGCUGCAUCUGUUGCUUCCACAUCCGCCGCAUCCGUCGGCUCUGCCGCAUCCGCUGCAACAACCUCGAAGGCAUCUGCCGCUUCUGUUGUUUCGGUUGCAUCGGCUGCUUCUGUCGCAUCUGCCGCCUCUGACGCAUCUGUGGCUUCUGUUGCGUCCGCUGCAACUACUUCGAAGGCAUCGGCUGCAUCUGUUGCUUCCACAUCCGCCGCAUCCGUCGGCUCUGCCGCAUCCGCUGCAACAACCUCGAAGGCAUCUUCUGCCGCUUCUGUUGCCUCGGUCGCAUCAGUUGCAUCUGGUGCAUCCGCCGCCUCUGACGCAUCUGUAGCUUCUGUUGCGUCCGCUGCGACUAGCUCGAAGGCAUCUGUUGCCUCUGCUGCUUCCGACGCUUCUGCAGCCUCCGUAGCAUCCACAUCAGUCGCAUCCGUCGCCUCUGCCGCAUCCGCUGCAACUACCUCGAAGGCAUCUUCUGCCGCUUCUGUUGCCUCGGUCGCAUCAGUUGCAUCUGGUGCAUCCGCCCCCUCUGACGCGUCUGUGGCUUCUGUUGCGUCCGCUGCGACUAGCUCGAAGGCAUCUGUUGCUUCUGCUGCUUCCAUCGCAUCGGCCGCAUCCGUUGCUUCCACGUCUGUUGCAUCCGUCGCCUCUGCCGCAUUCGCUGCAACAACCUCGAAGGCAUCUGCCGCUUCUGUUGCCUCGGUCGCAUCAGCUGCUUCUGUCGCAUCUGCCGCCUCCGCCGCCUCUGACGCGUCUGUGGCUUCUGUUGCGUCCGCUGCGACUAGCUCGAAGGCAUCUGUUGCCUCUGCUGCUUCCGACGCUUCUGCAGCCUCCGUAGCAUCCACAUCAGUCGCAUCCGUCGCCUCUGCCGCAUCCGCUGCAACGACCUCGAAGGCAUCUUCUGCCGCUUCUGUUGCCUCGGUCGCAUCAGUUGCAUCUGGUGCAUCCGCCCCCUCUGACGCAUCUGUGGCUUCUGUUGCGUCCGCUGCGACUAGCUCGAAGGCAUCUGUUGCUUCUGCUGCUUCCAUCGCAUCGGCCGCAUCCGUUGCUUCCACAUCAGUCGCAUCCGUCGCCUCUGCCGCGUCCGCUGCAACAACCUCGAAGGCAUCUUCUGCCGCUUCUGUUGCCUCGGUCGCAUCAGUUGCAUCUGGUGCAUCCGCCGCCUCUGACGCAUCUGUAGCUUCUGUUGCGUCCGCUGCGACUACUUCGAAGGCAUCUGUUGCCUCUGCUGCUUCCGACGCUUCUGCAGCCUCCGUUGCAUCCACGUCAGUCGCAUCCGUCGCCUCUGCCGCGUCCGCUGCAACUACCUCGAAGGCAUCUGCCGCUUCUGUUGCCUCGGUCGCAUCAGCUGCUUCUGUCGCAUCUGCCGCCUCUGACGCGUCUGUGGCUUCUGUGGCUUCUGUUGCGUCCGCUGCGACUAGCUCAAAGGCAUCUGUUGCUUCUGCUGCUUCCAUCGCAUCGGCCGCAUCCGUUGCAUCCACGUCAGUCGCAUCCAUCGUCUCUGCCGCAUCCGCUGCAACUACCUCGAAGGCAUCUUCCGCUUCUGUUGCCUCGGUCGCAUCAGUUGCAUCUGUCGCAUCUGCCGCCUCUGACGCGUCUGUAGCGUCCACGUCGAUUGCAUUAGUCACGAGCACGGCCUCUAUUGCUUCUGUCGCGUCAGCGGCAACUACUUCGAAGGCAUCUGUCCCGUCUGCGGCAUCUGCUGCUUCUGCUGCUUCUGUUGCUUCUGUGGCAUCCGCCGCAUCGGUGGUAUCUACGUCCGUUGCAUUCGUCACCAGCGCGGCAUCUGCUGCUUCAGCUGCAUCUGGUGCAUCUAUUGCAUCCACGACUGUCGCAUCUGCCGCCUCUGACGCGUCUGCUGCGACAACCUCAAACGCUUCAGCCGCUUCUGUUGCUUCCGUUGCUUCGGUGGCCUCUGUCGCUUCGGAUCCUUCUGUCGCAUCCACCUCUGUCGCAUCCGCCGCAUCCGCCGCAUCCGCUGCAUCCACUUCUGCUGCAUUCGUUACCAGCGCGGCGUCCGUUGCUUCCAUUGCAUCAGGCGCAUCUAUUGUAACGGCAUCUGCUUCAUCUGUUGAUUCCAUUGCGUCUGCUGCAUCCGUGGCAUCCACAUCUGUCGCAUUCGUCGCAUCCGCUACAUCCGUCGCAUCCAUCGCGUCAGUGGCAUCGACCCCAAAGGCAUCCGCUGCUUCCGUUGCUUCUGUCGCUUCUGCAGCAUCUGCUGCGUCCACAUCCGUCGCAUUCGUCACCAGCGCGGCAUCUGCUGUUUCUGUCGCGUCAGCGGCAUCGACCUCGAAGGCAUCCGCUGCUUCUGUUGCUUCUGUCGCUUCUGCAGCAUCGGUCGCGUCCACAUCCGUCGCGUUCGUCACCCGCGCGGCAUCUGCUGCUUCUGUUGCGUCAGCGGCAUCCACUUCGAAGGCAUCCGUUGCUUCCGUUGCUUCUGUCGCGUCUGCAGCAUCUGCUGCGUCCACAUCCGUCGCGUUCGUCACCAGCGCGGCCUCCGCUGCUUCUGUUGUGUCAGCGGCAUCCACCUCGAAGGCAUCCGCUGCUUCCGUUGCUUUCUGUCGCGUCUGCAGCAUCUGUUGCGUCCACAUCCGUCGCAUUCGUCACCAGCGCGGCUUCGCUGCUUCUGUUGUGUCAGCGGCGUCCACCUCGAAGGCAUCUGUUGCUUCUGCUGCUUCUGUCGCGUCUGCAGCAUCUAUUGCGUCGACUUCCGUCGCGUUCGUUACCAGUGCGGCAUCUGCUGCCUCUGUCGCGUCAGCGGCAUCUAUGUCAAAGGCAUCCGCUGCUUCUGUUGCUUUUGUCGCUUCUGUGGCAUCCGACGCAUCUGUGGCAACCACGUUAACGGCAUCUGCUGCUUCUGUCGCGUCAGCUGCAUCAACCUCAAAGGCAUCGGUUGCUUAUGCCGCUUCGGUCGCAUCCACAUCCGUUGCGUUCGUCACCAGCGUGGCAUCUGUUGCUUCUGCUGCAACUGCAUCCUCAUCUGUUGCCCAUGUGACGAGAGCGGCUUCUGCCGCUAGCAAUGACUCUGCAACAACGACCGUCUCGGCGUCUUUUGCGACGCUCGCCUCCAAAGUGUCUGGCGCCUCUACCACAGUAGCUUUAGCUGCCAAAGACGCGAGUAAUGCGACCAGCCUUCCGAUCGGCGCGGUGGUUGGUGGCGUGGUUGGCGGCGUUGUGCUGCUCGCUUUAAUUGUUUUAGGCGGCUUUUUGGUUCGUCGCCACCGACGCUCCACGAAUAUUGGAGGUGCCGUUGGAUCUUCGGAUGCAUAA
Capsaspora owczarzaki ATCC 30864 is the source of this 6147-nucleotide messenger RNA. RefSeq lists its product as hypothetical. Lineage: Eukaryota; Filasterea; Ministeriida; Capsasporidae. The transcript has 3 exons. The record is from RefSeq and is a predicted model, not a curated record. The coding region runs from base 1 to 6147 and encodes 2048 amino acids.